GAAAUGCCAUUAACGCUAUGGAGCACGUUCCCGUCGCUGAUACAACGUCACUUGUACCAAGAAGGGAAUUGCGUGGAAAACCAAAAGUACGGAUAUGUUGCAAGGAAGAGGAAAGUUUUUAUCGAAGGGGGGAAAAGGGAGAUUGGAAAGAUGACUAUUAGGAUACGAAGAACGAACUGAUAUUAUUUUUC
Molecule: messenger RNA, 191 nt
Organism: Neurospora tetrasperma FGSC 2508
Lineage: Eukaryota; Fungi; Ascomycota; Sordariomycetes; Sordariales; Sordariaceae
Exons: 1
Coding region: 4-180 (58 amino acids)
Source: RefSeq, a predicted model, not a curated record